CAUUGUGUUGUUACACUAUCGGUCCAAUAACAUAUUUAUAAUUUUGUUUUUUUUUUUGUUUUGAUUUGAUAGUUUAUGGAAAGUGUUUACUAGAAAUCUAGAUUCUGUUCUGAAUGUGACUAUAGCAAGUAAAGGAAAUAAUAAGCUGUGAAUUCGUAUAUUUAACAAAGUUACAUUCCAGAAUUGAUAUACACACAAUCCAAAUAGUAUAAGAAUGGGAGAGGAAUGCGAAGGAGACAGCAUAGAAGCUUCUCAGUUGGAAUCUUGUUUUUUGUCUCAGGGUGAACGUGUAGCUGCAGGAGUAGAAAUGAGAAAAAGAGAUUGUGCAGCUGGUGUUUCAAGGGAUGAUCGCAAUCUUCUUUAUGAUGAAACUGAUAAAGAGGAUGUGCAGGCGCGCAUACGACGUAUGACUGUAAAGGCUGCCACUGGCACGUUAGAAGAUGCAGAAAUGAUUGAGUCUAUUGAAAACUUAGAGGAUACCAAAGGACAUUCGGUAAAGGAAUGGAUUACGAUGCUAGGACCACGAACGGAAAUUUCAAACCGCUUUAAAAGCUUUCUUUGUACUCAUACAAAUUCCAAGGGACAGCACAUGUACAAAAAACGUAUUCACCAUAUGUGUGAAAGUAAUCAGUCCAGUUUCAUAGUGGAAUUUCCCAUUCUUGCUAGUAAGGAACAUGGCUUGGCCUAUUUUUUACCAGAAGCGCCAUUCCAAAUGCUUGAGAUAUUUGAUGAAGUGGCGAAGGAAUUGGUGCUUACAAUUUUUCCCACUUAUGAUAGAGUUACGACGGAAAUUCAUGUGAGGAUAUCGGAAUUACCGUGGAUCAAAGAAUUAUGGAUGUUCAGAAAACUCCACUUAAAUCAAUUGGUCCGAACUCUUGGAGUUGUAACGGCGGCUACGAGUAUCCUGCCGCAAUUAUCGGUGAAGUACGAUUGUACAAAAUGUAACUACGUUCUCGGACCGUUCGUCCAAUUUCAAAAUACAGAAGUUAAACCGGGAUCUUGUCCCAAGUGUCAGAGCGUCGGUCCAUUUACGAUCAAUAUGUCGGAGCAAACUAUAUACAGAAACUAUCAAAAGAUAACAAUACAAGAAUCUCCGGGUAGAAUACCCGCUGAUAAAAUACCGUACAGAAAAGACUGCAUUCUCCUAUCUGACCUCUGUGGUCGUUGUAAACCAGGAGACGAGAUAGAUGUUACAGCUAUUUAUACUAAUAAUUAUGACGGUUCUUUGAAUACUGAACAGGACUUACCAGUUUUAUUAGCUAAUCACUUAUUUGUCAAAGAUUCGAAAGAAAUCAUAGAUUAUCUGACGGAAGAAGACAUCUCGAGUAUACUCGCUUUGAGUAAAGAUCAACGCAUCGCGGACCGCAUAGUUGCGAGUAUCGCGCCUUCAAUUUACGGCCAUGAGAACAUUAAGAGAGCUUUGGCACUGGCGAUAUUCGGAGGCGAGCCAAAGAAUCCUGGCAACAAACACAAGGUUCGCGGUGAUAUAAAUGUCCUGUUGUGCGGUAGUCCUGACAUAGCUAGGUCGCAAUUUUUAAAGCACAUGGAGAAGAUAGCGCCGAGAGUUGUUUUUACUAGGAAUCUAGGCGCUUCGAUUGUUGGUUUGACCACUUACGUUAGGAGCUCAUCCAUCACCAGAGAAAGGACUUUGGAAGCUGGAGCUUUAGUCCUCGCCGAUCAUGGAAUAUGCCUCGUCGAUGAAUUCAACAAAAUGAAUGAUCAAGACAGAACAUCUAUCCACGAAGCUAUGGAACAACAAAGUAUUUCUAUUUCUAAGGCCGGUUUUGUUAUGUCUCUUCACGCCAGAUGCGCAGUGAUUGCCGCAACUAAUCCUAUCCGUGGUGGAUAUGAUUCCAGUAUGACCUUUUUGGAAAAUGUGGAUCUUUCUGAACCGAUUCUUUCGCAAUUUGACGUGUUGUGCAUAAUCAAAGACGAGAUCGAUCCCAUGCAGGAUCGUCAUUUAGCCAAGUUUGUUAUGAAUUUGCAUCAUCCUACAAAUAACACGGAGAGAGCACAGACCGUAGUAUUGGAUCCUGCCACGAGGGAUCUGUGUAUUCCCCAAGAUCUUCUAAAAAAGUACAUCGUCUACGCGAGGCAAAAUGUACAUCCAAAACUAACCAACAUCGAUGAGGACAAAGUGGUAAAACUGUAUAGCCAAUUGAGACAGGAAAGCUUGGCGACUGGGAGUUUACCGAUUACUAUGCGCCACAUGGAGAGCAUUAUUCGUAUGGCGGAGGCUAGUGCUAAAAUGCAUCUGAGAGGUCACGUUCAAGAGAGCGACAUGAAUCUGGCUAUCAAGAUAGUUCUCGAUAGUUUCAUUGACACGCAAAAAUACUCUAUUAUGAAAUCUAUGCGUCAGACGUUCCAGAAAUAUUUAUCGUACAAGAAAUAACAUAACGAACUUCUACUACGUACUACGACAAAUCGCUUUGAACACUCUGGCGUUUCAGAAAACUUUGCACGGUGGACGUAUUACUAUCGUCGAGAUUUCGGAGAAGGAUCUGUUGGAACGAGUAAUGCAAACGAUUACGUUAAAUUUGAUUCGAAAUAUACUUAGUUCGAAAAUAAUACUAGGAUUUAAUAAGUAUAUAAUAAAAAAAUUAUGUCAAAAUGA
Molecule: messenger RNA, 2614 nt
Organism: Solenopsis invicta (red fire ant)
Lineage: Eukaryota; Metazoa; Arthropoda; Insecta; Hymenoptera; Formicidae
Product: DNA replication licensing factor Mcm2
Exons: 12
Coding region: 215-2392 (725 amino acids)
Biological process (GO): DNA replication; double-strand break repair via break-induced replication; mitotic DNA replication initiation
Cellular component (GO): nucleus; MCM complex
Molecular function (GO): single-stranded DNA helicase activity; single-stranded DNA binding; 3'-5' DNA helicase activity
Source: RefSeq, a predicted model, not a curated record